This is a messenger RNA of Adineta steineri, 1452 nucleotides long. The record is from the annotation of a GenBank genome assembly. NCBI's taxonomy places the organism in Eukaryota, Metazoa, Rotifera, Eurotatoria, Adinetida, Adinetidae.
AUGUCUAGUUUAAGCAAUGAAAAUGCUAAUACAAAUAGAGGAAGAGUUCAAUCAAUGGUUAUAAGUAAAUUAAUUGAUGAUCCUCAAAUGAAAGAAAUGAUUGUUAUGGAAUAUGAACGAUUAACUCCUUUACAAUUAUUACGUCGAUUAAAAUUUCGAGCUCAAAAACAAGGAAAUUGUUUAAUUCCAAAUUGGCUUUUACUUGUUCUUUGUAAUUUAUUUCUUGUACUUCUAUUUGGAUUAAUGGCUGCUGCUAUUAUGCUUGCUAAAAAUCCUCCUGGGAAAGAAAAUACAGUAACUGCUGCACCUUUACAAAGUAAUCUUGGUUACAAUGCCACCUGUUUUACAUGGGAUACAUCAUGUAAUGAAAAAAUGAAUUUAUGGUGUAUUAUGGGAAAUUGUGAUUGCUAUAAUCAAUUAUAUUAUUGGAAUGCAAGCUCAUCAAAAUGUGUUCAAUGUCCAACUGCAUUUUAUUAUAAUGGAUCAUCAUGUAUUUGUCCAUCUCCUCGAUAUCUUCAAGGACCUUCGAAUACUACAUGCGCACUUUAUCGAACUUAUAAUCAGACAUGUUCAAGCAUAAAUUUAUGUAAUCCAACGCCUGGUCUUUAUUGUAGUAGUAGUGGAAUAUGUACAUGUUAUUAUGGUUAUUAUUGGAAUUUAACAACAUCAGUUGGAAAUGGUUAUUGUGUUAGUUAUGCAUCAAAUACAGAAACAUGUAGUACAACAAUUAAAUGUCUUCCAACAAGUUCUACUGGACUUCUUACAUAUUUAACAUGUACCAAUGGAACUUGUCAAUGUCCAACAACAGGCCAAUGGUAUUGGACCGGUGAUACAUGUACUCAAAUUAAUACAUAUGGUGGAUCAUGUAUUACUAAUCAACAAUGCGAUGGUACUCUUCAAUUAAUUUGUAAUGGAAGUAUUUGUAUUUGUGCAGGAGGGACAGCAUAUGGAACUUGGUUUUGGAAUGGAACAAUGUGUAUUUUAUGUCCAACCGGUUGGAUUAACUACGGAUUAUAUUGUUAUUAUAAUUCUCAACUACCUGCAACACAACCUGUCGCUCGUACUUAUUGUCAAAAAUAUGGCGGAGAUCUACUAUAUAUUGAAGAUCAAACAGAAUUUGAUUUUAUACAGCCACAUGCUGCUGCUAUUAUUGGUGCUUAUAAAUUGGCUUUUGUUGGUUAUUACACUAUUAAUAAUACACGUCCGGGUCUUUUUCAGUGGUAUAAUGAUGGACAUCAAUUUACUUCUGUGAAAUCAGCAUAUAAUUGGUGGUGUACUGCAGGCACUCCAUAUGGUCUUCAACCGACAUUCUCCUAUCAAUCAACAGCAACACCACAAGUACAAGCUUGUGGAGCUGUACAAAUUUAUGAUUCUUCACUCGUAUGUAUGAAUGAUUGGUGGUGUUCUGCUUCCUUACCAUUUAUAUGCAAGAAAUGUAAGUAUUUUUUAUAA